This is a messenger RNA of Psammomys obesus (fat sand rat), 3058 nucleotides long. It is a transcript of the gene Itgb5, whose product is annotated as integrin subunit beta 5. Gene Ontology annotation, biological process: cell-matrix adhesion; integrin-mediated signaling pathway; cell adhesion mediated by integrin. The record is from RefSeq and is a predicted model, not a curated record. Gene Ontology annotation, cellular component: integrin complex; cell surface; focal adhesion. Gene Ontology annotation, molecular function: integrin binding. Bases 253 to 2652 code for a protein of 799 amino acids. NCBI's taxonomy places the organism in Eukaryota, Metazoa, Chordata, Mammalia, Rodentia, Muridae. The transcript is spliced from 15 exons.
AGCCGAGGAGAGUGGGGCCGGGCUGCGGAGGGAGAAGGCAAGGGGGCCUCGCCGGGAGCAGACACGCGGGGGGGACUCGGCGACGGUGCGUCCCGGCCAGCCAGGCGAGAAGGAUGACGGUGGCGGCGGGGCGCGGGCCAGCCCGGCUACGGGCGCCGUGAAGCCCGAGCCCAGCGCCCGGCAUGCGGCUGCGCUCCCGGGCCUCGGCCCCGCUCCGUCCCCGCCGCGCGCCCCCGCCGAGCGGCGCGCACCAUGCCGCGGGUGUCCGCGACCCUCUGCGCCUGUGUGCUCGGGCUCUGCGCGCUCGCGCCGCGCCUCGCAGGACUCAACAUAUGCACUAGCGGAAGUGCCACCUCGUGUGAAGAAUGUCUAUUAAUUCACCCCAAAUGUGCCUGGUGUUCCAAAGAGUACCUUGGCAGCCCUCGGUCCAUCACUUCCCGGUGUGACUUGAUGGCAAACCUCAUCCAGAAUGGCUGUGAAGGCGAGAUCGAGAGUCCGGCCAGCAGCACCCGUGUCCUUCGGAGCCUACCCCUCAGCAGCAAGGGCUCCAGUGCCACAGGCUCUGACGUCAUCCAGAUGACGCCUCAGGAGAUUGCAGUGAGCCUACGGCCAGGUGACCAAACCACCUUCCAGCUGCAGGUGCGUCAGGUGGAGGACUAUCCCGUGGACCUGUACUACCUGAUGGACCUCUCCCUCUCCAUGAAGGAUGACUUGGACAACAUCCGGAGCCUGGGUACCAAGCUCGCUGAGGAGAUGAGGAAGCUCACCAGUAACUUCCGGCUGGGUUUCGGGUCUUUUGUGGACAAGGACAUCUCUCCUUUUUCCUACACGGCACCGAGAUACCAGACCAACCCGUGUAUUGGUUACAAGUUAUUCCCGAACUGCGUCCCGUCCUUCGGGUUCCGCCAUCUGCUGCCUCUCACCGACAGAGUCGACAGUUUCAACGAGGAAGUGAGGAAGCAGAGGGUGUCCCGGAACCGAGAUGCCCCCGAGGGGGGCUUUGAUGCCGUCCUCCAGGCAGCCGUCUGCAAGGAGAAGAUCGGAUGGCGAAAGGACGCCCUGCACCUGCUGGUGUUCACAACGGAUGACGUGCCCCACAUCGCGCUGGAUGGAAAACUCGGCGGCCUGGUCCAGCCACACGAUGGCCAGUGUCACCUGAAUGAAGCCAACGAGUAUACUGCGUCCAACGAGAUGGACUAUCCAUCGCUUGCCUUGCUUGGGGAGAAGCUGGCAGAGAACAACAUCAACCUCAUCUUUGCAGUGACGAAGAACCACUAUAUGCUCUACAAGAAUUUUACAGCCCUGAUUCCCGGAACCACCGUGGAGAUUUUGCACGGAGACUCCAAAAAUAUUAUUCAACUGAUUAUCAACGCGUACAGCAGCAUCCGGUCUAAAGUGGAGCUGUCGGUGUGGGAUCAGCCGGAGGACCUUAAUCUCUUCUUCACUGCUACCUGCCAAGAUGGUGUAUCCUACCCUGGUCAGAGGAAGUGUGAGGGUCUGAAGAUAGGAGACACGGCGUCCUUUGAAGUAUCCGUGGAGGCUCGGAGCUGCCCCGGCAGACACACGGCCCAAGCUUUCACCUUGAGGCCCGUAGGCUUCCGCGACAGUCUGCGGGUGGAAGUCGCCUACAAUUGCACGUGCAGCUGCAGCACAGGGCUGGAGCCCAACAGCACCAGAUGCAGUGGGAACGGAACAUAUGUAUGCGGGCUGUGUGAGUGUGACCCCAGUUACCUGGGCACCAGGUGCGAGUGCCAGGAGGGGGAGAGCCAGAGCGGGUACCAGAACCUGUGCCGGGAGGCGGAAGGCAAGCCCCUGUGCAGCGGCCGCGGAGAGUGCAGCUGCAACCAGUGCUCCUGCUUCGAGAGCGAGUUCGGGAGGAUCUACGGGCCCUUCUGCGAGUGUGACAGUUUCUCCUGCGCCAGGAACAAGGGCGUCCUGUGCUCAGGCCAUGGCGAGUGUCACUGCGGAGAAUGCAAGUGCCAUGCAGGUUACAUUGGGGACAAUUGUAACUGCUCAACAGACAUCAGCAUGUGCCGGGGCAAGGACGGGCAGAUCUGCAGUGACCGAGGCCGCUGCGUCUGUGGGCAGUGCCAGUGUACAGAGCCUGGAGCCUUUGGGGAGAUGUGUGAGAAAUGCCCAACCUGCCCAGAUGCUUGCAGCUCCAAGAGAGACUGUGUAGAAUGCUUGCUGCUUCACGCUGGGAAGCCUGACAACCAGACUUGCCACCACCAGUGCAAAGAUGAGGUGAUCACGUGGGCGGACACCAUUGUCAAAGAUGACCAGGAAGCUGUGCUCUGCUUCUACAAAACUGCUAAGGACUGCGUCAUGAUGUUCAGCUACACGGAACUGCCCAGCGGAAGGUCCAACUUGACGGUCCUCAGGGAGCCAGAGUGUGGAAGUGCCCCCAAUGCCAUGACCAUCCUGCUGGCUGUGGUCGGCAGCAUCCUCCUGAUCGGGAUGGCACUCCUGGCCAUCUGGAAGCUGCUCGUCACCAUUCACGACCGCCGAGAGUUUGCCAAGUUCCAGAGUGAGCGCUCCAGGGCCCGCUAUGAAAUGGCCUCAAACCCCCUGUACAGAAAGCCCAUCUCCACACACACCGUAGACUUCGCGUUCAACAAGUUCAACAAAUCCUACAACGGCUCGGUGGACUGAGGGUCCUGGGGGGCUGGAAGGAAAGACAAAGACUGAUGUGUCUUGGGCUACUUCCCACUUGCUCACGCUAGCUAGGCAAGCACCGAGGCGCUCGCCCUCCAUCCAGCCAUCAGGGACCUGCUACCCACACAGCAGGUAGCUGCCCUUGACUCCUAGCUGCAGGCCAGAGGCACAGAGACGGGCCACUUCCCGGCCCUUCGAACGGGGGAAAGCAAGGAGACCCUGGCGAUCUCCGUUCCCCUAGCGCCUCCAGCUUGCUGUCUCCAAGAACUUCCCUGCCUGGCCAGACAGGAAGGUAUCCAGAAGAGUCUGCGUGUAUAAAGCUAGUGUGCGGCCUGGCUUUUUUGGGUUGAUCUUUUUUUUUCUUUUUUUCUAUGAAAUAAAAAGGUCACGCAUUUAUGGUGUA